AUGUCUACACGAUUUGGCCGGUUCUUUACGAUCAUAAUUUUCGGAGCUUAUCUUGUCAUUUCGACAGAGGCAUUCCCAGCUGACUCCUACACACCAAGACCUGAGCCCCGAGCCCUCGAAGUCACAAACGCAAAAAACCUCAGGCAGCACAUCGAAGUCUACGGUAUACCAUACGGGGUUCUAGGCGCUGUCUCUCAUGCCCUCACCUUUUACGUUAUGCUCUGUCACUUCCUUGGAGUGAGGCCUUUGCUUCCGUGGAUGGCACUCAAGAAAGAACGCUGGAAUAUCACCGUAGUCACACUCUCCUCGCUCGUCUCCGUCAUCCUUGCAGGCGUUACCAUGGCUCGCACACGAGGAUCUCGCCCACUACUAAUACUUGCCGGGAUGCAGAUCGUACUCCACGUUCUGGUGGACAUCAUCCAUAUACACUGUAUGAUUAGCGAUCGACGUAAUUUUGCAUGCUUCUGGGCGGUCCCACUUCUGGUCGUGUCGUUCUUCUCAAUAUUUGCUUUUUACUCAUUCCCGUUCGAAGAUGAAGAUGGCAGAGUUGGAAGCCUUAUCGGCUCUGCUAUCUUUAUUGUGUUGCUUGUAUAUAUUGGGUUGACCGGGCUUGCAACCUUGAUCAAUAUGCUGGCGAACGGGUCUACCGUGAGUGGUGACAUCAACGAACAUAUCUGCUGGGGCUACCGGUUCGAGUGGACGCCUGAACAUCUGACUCCGGAGCAGAUGAAACCUAUGAAGUUUUCGUACGAUGUUCUGGCAGAGGAAUGUCUUGAUCGUUUGAACGCUAUCUCGCCACCGCACAAGGGUGCUUUGCCAAGGAACGAUAGUAAUCGUGCCGCGCUAUCGUCAGCUCCGGGCACCGAGGAAGAGAAGAAGGAACCAUUGCCGGUACCUAAGAGGGACCUCUACACUUUACUGGAAGAGCAUCACGACUCCGAUCCCAAGCUUGCAGAGCUUUGGCGCGAAGUACAGACUGUACCAGAUUGGGUAGACUGGGACCAGAUCGCAAGAGGGCAAGAUGUGUUCUACCGCUACGGUGGGCCUGCCCUGACUGGCCUUACUUUCCAAUCGCUACUAGGAGGAAUGGGCGCCGCGCGAGUGGUCGAGACAUUAGCACGAACUGGAGGCUUUAGCACAAAGGUCGCAAGAGGCAGACUCUUCGAAACCACGCAGCAUAUCCUCCAAUGCACACGAACACUAGACGGACUCAAACCAGGCGGGGAGGGAUUCGCCUCGUCGAUACGCGUCCGCUUCCUGCACGCCGCAGUCCGACAACGCAUCAUGAAGCUCGCUAAGGAGCGACCCAGUUAUUUCGACGUCGAAGAAUGGGGGAUACCGAUUAACGAUAUGGAUCAGAUAGCAACGAUCGGUACUUUCUCCUCUACACUCAUCUAUCUCAGUUUCCCUCGCCAAGGCAUAUUCCUUCGGAAGCAAGAGAUUGACGACUACCUAGCCCUGUGGCGGUACAUCGGAUACCUGAUGGGCACGCCCGAUGAAUGGCUGUCGACCCCAGUAAAGGCAAAGGCCAUCAUGGAAUCACUUCUCUACCACGAGGUCGACCCCUCGGAAAUGUCCAAAACAAUGGCAAACAACAUCAUCUACGCCCUCAAAGAAGAGCCUCCAACUUUCUCCUCAGCAGACAUGCUGACCGCCAGUGCACGCUGGCUGAAUGGUAAUGCGCUCUGCGACCGCCUCGGUUUAAAGCGCGUCUCCGCAUACUACUGGUCGCUCAUGGCGGGCCAAUGUCUCUUUUUCAUCUUCUAUUGCUACACAUAUCGUUUUUUCCCUGAUGCGGAUCGUAGACGAAUAGAUCGUGCGAAGGACAUCUUCUGGCAGUUGAUAGUGAAGGCGAAGUGGGGUUUGGCAGGCAUGGAAACAUCGUUUGAUUUCAAGUAUGUGCCACAAUAUGAUACCUUGACACAUCUGGACGUAUCAGCACCAGCCUUUAUCACAAUAGGAAAACGCAAGUGUCCUCAGAACAAAAAGCAAGAUGGCGUCUGUGGCUGCCCUUCGUUUUGGAGGCGAUCUAGGGCCAAUCCACUAUCUAACGUCAAGGACUUGUCUACACCAAGUACAAAGCUCCCUCCCGAUACUAUUGUCAUUGACAGAGAGCUUGAGGAUGACAGCGACUUGCAUCAGCGAAAGCGACAAAAGCGAGAGUAUAAUUUCUUCCGUCAAGAUGGCGAGUUAAUUCCUGCGAGAUUGAAGCUCUCAACGUACACGAAUAGUAAAGUCUUGAUUGCAAAGCAUCCUGAAGACAAACAAGAUAUCGCAAAGAUGAACACACAAGCACAGGAGAAGGCGGCCGUAAAGGAGAAGGCCAAGGUGAACACGCCGGUACGGAUCUUGGUCGACUAUGUCUUACCCACUGAUGCUGAGCGGUUGGAUUGGGAUACAGACGAAGUCCGUAUAAUGGCUGGCGAGAUUGAGGGUGGAGGAUACAGGGCUUAG
This is a messenger RNA of Alternaria burnsii, 2454 nucleotides long. RefSeq lists its product as uncharacterized. Lineage: Eukaryota; Fungi; Ascomycota; Dothideomycetes; Pleosporales; Pleosporaceae. The transcript is spliced from 5 exons. Bases 1 to 2454 code for a protein of 817 amino acids. The record is from RefSeq and is a predicted model, not a curated record. Gene Ontology annotation, molecular function: oxidoreductase activity.